Musca domestica (house fly) is the source of this 2155-nucleotide messenger RNA. It is a transcript of the gene Pngl, whose product is annotated as peptide-N(4)-(N-acetyl-beta-glucosaminyl)asparagine amidase. Lineage: Eukaryota; Metazoa; Arthropoda; Insecta; Diptera; Muscidae. The transcript is spliced from 8 exons. The record is from RefSeq and is a predicted model, not a curated record. Gene Ontology annotation, cellular component: nucleus; cytosol; cytoplasm. Gene Ontology annotation, molecular function: peptide-N4-(N-acetyl-beta-glucosaminyl)asparagine amidase activity. Gene Ontology annotation, biological process: glycoprotein catabolic process; protein quality control for misfolded or incompletely synthesized proteins; protein deglycosylation. Bases 112 to 2073 code for a protein of 653 amino acids.
AAAUUGUUAAGAUAAUAACAAAUACAUUCCAAUAAAAACGAAUAUAUAAUAUAUCUCGAGAAAAAACUGUGGUUGUUUGUAGUAGAAGGAGAGAUAGUCGUCAUCAUCAACAUGCCACCAACAAAGGAAAUCAAUUACAAAUCUAUUUGGUCGAUUGAACCGGCUGCCUCCUCGUCGUCCCGGCCUCCCAAUCCUAAUACACAAUGCUCGCAAAGAAAUACCAAAGAGGCAUAUUUAGAAGCUGUACGCAUAAUUUUGUUACUUUUAGAUAACAUAAUUAAUCAUCCGAAUGAAAAUAAAUAUCGUACCAUACGAAUCGAAAAUAAAACAAUUAAGGAAAAAUUAUUAACACUGGAGGGUUGUGUUGAGCUCUUAACGUCCAUUGGAUUUCAGCGAAGCGAUGAUCAGUAUACAUUACCCAAUGAUAGUUCACUCGAACUCAUCCGAUCGUAUCGUGAUGCGUUGAGCAAACGUAGAGAGUUUUGGAUGAAUAGAAAAGAAGAUGAUGCUCUCCAAGCCAUACCGACAAAUUUGAGUAAUAUUAACCCAGCAACAUCUUUAUCCGCACCCAUACAAGCUUCCAAACCCUACAGACAACGAAUAAGCUUUCCUCGCUUUUUGCGCACUUCCAACCAAUUCUUGGCUUCCUUGGAACAAUAUUCGGAUGCUGUAAUGCAAUAUGAAGAUGAGCAAUUAUUGGCUGCUGGUCGUCAGCUAAUACCUAUUGAUGAAUUGACACAAAGGGCUAGUGAAAACUACUUACGAAUUCAAGAGGAAUCGUCCAAGGCUGUGGAAGAGGGAAAACCUGCUCCCAAGGAACCCGGUAUACGUGAUUUAAUUUUAGUUGAGUUGGUGGCAUGGUUUAAAAACGACUUUUUUGAAUGGGUCAAUUGUUUGCCAUGCAAAGUUUGUGGCAGUGAGGAGAGUAAAUUAAGUCGUACCGUACAGGAAGGUGAUGUUCGGGUCGAAGUUGGUAUAUGUUGUGGUCAAGAGACGAAAUUCCAUCGUUACAAUGACAUCGCCGAGCUGUUGGUGUCGCGCAAAGGACGUUGCGGCGAGUUUGCCAAUUGUUUUACAUUUUUGUGUCGUUGCCUUGAUUAUGAUGCACGUAUUGUUCAUCCGCUGUUCGAUCAUGUGUGGACAGAGGUCUAUUCCGAUACAGAAAAGCGUUGGAUACACGUUGAUCCCUCCGAUAAUGUUGUCGAUUCACCCCUAAUGUAUCAACAUGGCUGGAAGAGAAAUAUCGAUUAUGUAUUUGCCUAUUCCUGUGAUGACAUACAAGAUGUAACCUGGCGUUAUUGUAACAAUCACAAAGAAACUCUACAAAAGCGUCGUUUUUGUACGGAAAGUGAGCUGAUCGAAGCUUUAAUUACCAUACGUAAGAAACGACAGGCAAACUUGAGUGAUGAACGUAAGAAAAUGCUAAGUCAACGAUGUAUGGUUGAGUUGAUAGAGCUGACAUUGGAAAGGAAACCAACAGAAAACGAAUUGAAAGGCCGAAGUUCAGGUAGUUUGGCAUGGCGCCAGUCCAGGGGUGAACAUUCUUUUGAUAAUAUUUUUGAAUUCACUCUACUGGAAGAGGAAAUAAAUCAAAAACAGUUUAAUUUGCGUUACUCAUGUUCCACUGAUAACUAUGAACGUUACAUUAAAGAUUCCACCGGUCUUUGUCGCACAAUUUCCAACUACAAAACAUGGCAAAGCUGUCAGCAUUCGUCGAAAAAUAUUUUGCGUAAAGUGGAACGUGAUUGGAAAAUGGUUUAUUUGGCACGCCAGGAAGACAGUCCAUAUGGUGAAUUGGUGUGGAAAUUUAAUUUCAAUGAUACCCCACUAAAAGUGAAAUCCUACAAACUGACACUGGAAAAGAAGACAUUUGGUGAAGGCCAAGUGGAGGUGAUCCUAAGAGAUAGCCAAACCAAAGAAAUUCUCAAAACUUUGGUAAAUUGUAAAUCGUUUGAAAUUUGUGCCAAAUUAUCGGGUGGUAAGGGUGAUGUUGCCUGGCAACAUGCCCAACUGCUUCGUCAAUCGUUACAUUCAAGUGAAUAUCCUUUUGAGUUACAAUUAGAAUUUGAAUAACACAAGAGAAAAUGUGGUGCAAUAAAAGUAUUCAGUUUACAAUGUCAAUGAAGAAAGUUGACAGACAUUAUGAAAGAAAUAA